Messenger RNA from Gorilla gorilla gorilla (western lowland gorilla), 4216 nucleotides. RefSeq names its product ubiquitin specific peptidase 16 (gene USP16). Bases 1449 to 3929 code for a protein of 826 amino acids. The record is from RefSeq and is a predicted model, not a curated record. The transcript is spliced from 20 exons. Gene Ontology annotation, molecular function: cysteine-type deubiquitinase activity; zinc ion binding. Gene Ontology annotation, biological process: protein deubiquitination; regulation of cell cycle; regulation of gene expression. Gene Ontology annotation, cellular component: nucleus; cytosol. Lineage: Eukaryota; Metazoa; Chordata; Mammalia; Primates; Hominidae.
CCUGCGCUGGGAGAGCUCAUGUUUUCCGCCCCAACUUCGUUCUCUUCUUGAAGGCCCCUCUCCUUAAGCGCGUAACCCGGCUACUUUCCGGUACUGCGAUCUCAUUGGCUGCAUCUCCUGUCAGUUCCAGAAGCUGGCCAAUGAGAUGCCGCUGCUGGCGGCCUUCUCGACCCCGUGGACCCCGAGGUUUCCCCGUGGGAUCGGAGCACUUAGAAGGGGAGGAGAGGGAAGGUGUGGCAGGCGCCGAGCAAAUGGAACUUGUUUGCUUCAUUCUUAUGUACCUACCUUUGCACCUUGUAAUCAUCCUUUAUGCCUCAGAGAGAGAGUGUGUCGCUUUGUUGCCCAGGCUAGUCUUGAACUUCUGGCCUCAAGCCAUCCUCCCACCUCGAUCUCUCAAAGUGUUGGGAUUACAGGCGUGAGCCACCGCACCCAGACAACAUCUGCCUUUUAGCUCAUCGUUUGUGUGAUCUUUCACCAUUUUUUUUCCUGACUUUUCUCCUUGAGUGAAAUGCCUCUAUUUAAAGUGUUGUUAUGAAAAUCCGAUGUGAUAAUGUUUGUGAAAGGGCUUUGAAGAUCAAAAGCACUAUAUAGUUAUAACUUUAGUGGUUUUUUUUGUUGUUGUUGAGGUGUAAUAGAGAGUCAGGAUUAGCCGAGCAUUGGGGCCGAAUUUAUAAAGGCCUGUGAGUGCAAAGUUUAGGGAGUGUGGUCCGGGAAGCUGUUAAAUGCUUUCAAUCAAGAGAAUGAUAUGAUAAAAAUGGCAUAACUGGGAGAUGAAUCUAGUGCUGAACUCCCACACCGAUUAGAGUGAGUUGGAUUGGAGGCAAGAACUUGGGUGCUAUUUUUUGUAUUUAUUUCUAAAAUCUAUAAUUCUAUAUAAUUAGGUAGACCUGUAUGUACUUUUAGCACUUUUCAUGUUUUCUAAGUUUGAAUUGUUGACUAAAAAAGUGAAGAUUUGAUGUGCAGCUAGAUUUGUCAUAGCCUUCCAAAGCGGUUUUGGCAAUAAUAUAAUAAUGUAAAUAGUUGAGAAUGCAGUUGUAAUCAGUUUUCAUUUAGCUGAUACGCAUAGGAAAUCCUGGUGUGGAAAAUGUACAACUGUGUAUCACUUUUUGUAUUUGGCUUUGAAGCCAUUUUGGAAAUUUUCUAACUCCCUUCAGGAGGUUGUUAGAAUUAUUUUUAAUUUUUAUUAGAGAAAUUAUCAGUUUAAUUUGCAUAGACUGCAGAGCUAAGAAAGGUAGCUUAGAAGGAAAGCAAAUCAGUUUUCUGAUUAAAGUGCCGCCAUUAUUUCACAUGUAUGUAGUGAGGAGUCACCUUCCUAAGAGUAUCAAGUUCUGAGACUGUUCAAGAUCUGUGUAAGAUGACCAAGGUUCUCUCCUGACCUUUACAUAUAUUGAAAACCUCUUAAGCUUGAUUGUUAUUUUGUGUCAGUAAGUAAUCCAUAAAGUGCCAACAUGGGAAAGAAACGGACAAAGGGAAAAACUGUUCCAAUCGAUGAUUCCUCUGAAACUUUAGAACCUGUGUGCAGACACAUUAGAAAAGGAUUGGAACAAGGUAAUUUGAAAAAGGCUUUAGUGAAUGUGGAAUGGAAUAUCUGCCAAGACUGUAAGACUGACAAUAAAGUGAAAGAUAAAGCUGAAGAAGAAACAGAAGAAAAGCCUUCAGUUUGGCUGUGUCUUAAAUGUGGCCAUCAGGGCUGUGGCAGAAAUUCUCAGGAGCAGCAUGCCUUGAAGCACUAUCUGACGCCAAGAUCUGAACCUCACUGUCUGGUUCUUAGUUUGGACAACUGGAGUGUAUGGUGUUACAUAUGUGAUAAUGAGGUCCAGUAUUGUAGUUCAAACCAGUUGGGUCAAGUGGUUGAUUAUGUCAGAAAACAAGCCGGCAUUACAACUCCAAAGCCAGCAGAGAAAGAUAAUGGAAAUAUUGAACUUGAAAAUAAAAAAUUAGAAAAAGAGAGUAAGAAUGAACAAGAGAGAGAAAAGAAGGAAAACAUGGCUAAAGAGAAUCCUCCCAUGAAUUCUCCUUGCCAAAUAACCGUGAAAGGACUCAGUAAUUUGGGAAACACAUGUUUCUUCAAUGCAGUUAUGCAGAACUUGUCACAAACACCAGUGCUUAGAGAACUACUAAAAGAAGUGAAAAUGUCUGGAACAAUUGUAAAAAUUGAACCACCUGAUUUGGCAUUAACAGAACCAUUAGAAAUAAACCUUGAGCCUCCAGGCCCUCUUACUUUAGCCAUGAGCCAGUUUCUUAAUGAGAUGCAAGAGACCAAAAAGGGGGUUGUGACACCGAAAGAACUCUUUUCUCAGGUCUGUAAAAAAGCAGUGCGGUUUAAAGGCUAUCAGCAGCAAGACAGCCAGGAGCUGCUUCGCUAUUUAUUGGAUGGGAUGAGAGCAGAAGAACACCAAAGAGUGAGUAAAGGAAUACUUAAAGCAUUUGGUAAUUCUACUGAAAAGUUGGAUGAAGAACUAAAAAAUAAAGUUAAAGAUUAUGAGAAGAAAAAAUCAAUGCCAAGUUUUGUUGACCGCAUCUUUGGUGGUGAACUAACUAGUAUGAUCAUGUGUGAUCAAUGCAGAACUGUCUCCUUGGUUCAUGAAUCUUUCCUUGAUUUGUCCCUCCCAGUUUUAGAUGAUCAGAGUGGUAAGAAAAGUGUAAAUGAUAAAAAUCUGAAAAAGACAAUGGAGGAUGAAGAUCAAGAUAGCGAGGAAGAAAAAGAUAACGACAGUUACAUAAAAGAGAGAAGUGAUAUUCCUUCUGGAACAAGUAAGCACUUACAGAAAAAAGCAAAGAAACAAGCCAAAAAGCAAGCCAAGAACCAACGAAGACAACAAAAAAUUCAAGGAAAAGUUCUUCAUUUAAAUGAUAUUUGUACUAUUGACCAUCCUGAAGACAGUGAAUAUGAAGCUGAAAUGUCACUUCAAGGAGAAGUAAAUAUUAAAUCCAACCAUAUUUCACAAGAGGGUGUUAUGCAUAAAGAAUAUUGUGUCAACCAGAAAGAUUUGAAUGGCCAAGCAAAAAUGAUUGAAAGUGUAACUGACAAUCAAAAAUCCACAGAGGAAGUAGAUACGAAAAAUAUCGACAUGGAUAAUGAUCUGGAGGUUUUAACAUCUUCUCCCACUGACUGUACUAGGAAGUUAAAUGGUGCCUACCUAACGGAAGGGAGCAAUGGAGAAGUGGACAUUUCCAAUGGUUUCAAAAACCUAAAUUUGAAUGCUGCUCUUCAUCCUGAUGAAAUAAAUAUAGAGAUUCUGAAUGAUAGUCAUACUCCUGGAACAAAGGUGUAUGAGGUUGUAAAUGAAGAUCCAGAAACUGCUUUCUGUACUCUUGCAAACAGGGAAGUUUUCAAUACUGAUGAGUGUUCAAUCCAACAUUGUUUAUAUCAGUUCACCCGUAAUGAGAAACUUCGAGAUGCAAAUAAACUGCUUUGUGAAGUAUGCACACGGAGACAGUGUAAUGGACCAAAGGCAAAUAUAAAAGGUGAAAGGAAGCAUGUUUACACCAAUGCCAAAAAGCAGAUGCUCAUUUCUCUCGCUCCUCCUGUUCUUACUCUUCAUUUAAAGAGAUUUCAGCAGGCUGGUUUUAACCUACGCAAGGUUAACAAACACAUAAAGUUUCCGGAAAUCUUAGAUUUGGCUCCUUUUUGCACCCUUAAAUGUAAGAAUGUUGCAGAAGAAAAUACAAGGGUACUCUAUUCCUUAUAUGGAGUUGUUGAACACAGUGGUACUAUGAGGUCGGGGCAUUACACUGCCUAUGCCAAGGCAAGAACCGCAAAUAGUCAUCUCUCUAAUCUUGUUCUUCAUGGUGAUAUUCCACAAGAUUUUGAAAUGGAAUCAAAAGGGCAGUGGUUUCACAUCAGCGACACACAUGUGCAAGCUGUGCCUACAACUAAAGUACUAAACUCACAAGCGUACCUCCUAUUUUAUGAGAGAAUACUGUAAUAAUAUCAAAAGCACUUUUUCUGGAAACACAUUUAUGGCUUUUAUAAUGGCUGAAAUAACAAUAAAAAAAGACUAAUUAAAAUCAUGUUCACUUAACAUUAAAUACAUGCCAGAAGAAAUCAUUGAAGGGAAAAAUACCUAAAAAUGUACAAAGGUUUUAUAUUGUCAUAGUGGUUUUUAUUCCUGCUUUGUUUCUGGAAAGGAAAUCCUGAAUUACUUAAGUCCUUUGUGUUUAAUAUAUCUGGGUGAUGGAUCACAACACAUCAAUAAACUGACUUACCCUAAAA